This is a messenger RNA of Microthlaspi erraticum, 969 nucleotides long. NCBI's taxonomy places the organism in Eukaryota, Viridiplantae, Streptophyta, Magnoliopsida, Brassicales, Brassicaceae. The record is from the annotation of a GenBank genome assembly.
AUGGCUUCGUCCACAUCUAAAACCCUAAUGGAUUUUUUCCAACCCGCCAAACGCCUCAAAGCUUCCCCAUCUUCUUCCUCAUUUCCCGCCGUUGGAUCCGUCGGCGAGGGGACUGAAGCAAAAUCACCGCCUCGCAUAACCGUUACCAAUUCCGUCGCCGACGACUCGUCUGGUCUCACACCCGACCAAAUCUCUCGCUCAGAGUUCAAUAAAUUCGUCGCUAAGUCCAAGCGUAACCUCGCCGUCUGCUCCGAGAAGGUCUCAAAAGCGAAAGCUGAAGGAAGCUGCUACGUGCCAUUGACUGAGCUCUUAGUGGAAGAAUCAUGGCUCAGAGCUCUUCCUGGAGAACUGGAUAAACCCUACGCCAAAACCCUUUCUGAUUUUCUGGAACGGGAGAUCAUCGCCGCUCCGAUUUAUCCGCCACAGCACCUGAUCUUCAAUGCUCUCAACACAACUCCCUUUGAUCGAGUCAAGGCUGUCAUUAUCGGCCAGGAUCCUUACCAUGGACCUGGUCAAGCAAUGGGUUUGUCCUUCUCUGUGCCUGAAGGAGAAAAGCUUCCUUCAAGUCUGUUGAACAUAUUUAAGGAGCUUCAGAAAGAUGUUGGUUGUUCAAUCCCACGUCAUGGUAAUCUACAGAAAUGGGCUGUGCAGGGUGUUUUGCUGCUAAAUGCUGUUCUUACAGUAAGGAGUAAACAGCCGAAUUCACAUGCAAAGAAAGGAUGGGAACAAUUCACUGACGCUGUUAUUCAAAGCAUCUCACAGCACAAGGAAGGUGUUGUCUUUCUCCUCUGGGGAAAAUAUGCUCAAGAGAAAUCCAAGUUGAUAGAUGGGAAUAAGCAUCACAUACUCACAGCAGCUCAUCCAUCUGGUUUGUCGGCCCAUAGAGGCUUCUUCAAUUGCAGGCAUUUCUCUCGAUCAAACCAGCUGCUCGAGCAAAUGGGGAUUCCUCCCAUAGACUGGCAACUCUAA